CCAUAAGUAGCGUGUUCCCAUUCUUUUCCGUUUUUCAUAUCCUGAUUUCUCACGAUCUUCCUGCUCUUUUCCCGCGCUUUGGAUAGUCUUGUGCUCGAAUUUUCUCGACUCAAUUUCGCUGGAAAUAGUGGCACAAUGGCAGAUUCUGAAGCUGCUCAGCAUAUUCAAUUUGACGAUGCGAUAUACCGAGUUCGGACGGCUGGUAGUUCCAGAGUCUUCAAGAAAGAGGGAAUGACGCCUUCUCUUUCUGAGAAACCUACGAGCUACGAUGAAGAAGGGCUGAAUGCUGCUCAGAUCGCAGAUGAAGAUCUGAACCGCAAGAAAAAACAGACUUACACAGGCUGGAUGCUCAUAUGGCUUGCGUAUCAAAGUACCGGUGUGAUCUACGGUGAUAUUGGAACGAGUCCGUUAUACGUCUACUCGUCUACUUUUACUUCGCAACCAUCAUAUGAUGAUCUCGUGGGGGCUCUAUCUAUCAUCAUUUGGACCUUGACUCUGAUGGUUACGGUCAAAUACAUGUUCAUCGUCCUUGCUGCAGACGACGAUGGAGAAGGCGGUACAUUCGCACUCUACAGUCUACUUGCGAGAUUUUCGAACAUUGUUAAGAGAGAUCCCAAUGUUGCUGGGACUAUGAAGAUCGCGCGCCAUAACACAAACGACCUGAAGCCUUUGAACAAGGGGGUAAGAAAUUUCAUCGAAAGCUCCCUUGCAGCUAGAGUUGCAUUGAAGAUUCUUGGCGUCCUUGGUGUUGCAAUGGUUAUGGCAGAUGGCGUUCUCACUCCUGCCCAGUCAGUCCUCGGUGCAAUCCAGGGUAUCGAAGUCGCCGCACCCAAUAUAUCCAGCUCUACUAUCAUUGGUGUCUCUUGUGCUAUCCUUGUCAUACUGUUCGCUGUUCAGCCAUUCGGGACCAGCAAAAUCGCGAGCUCUUUCGCACCAAUCGUCAUAGUCUGGCUCUUGUUCAACUUGUGUUCGGGCAUCCACAAUCUUUGCAAGUUCGAUUACACUGUCCUCAAAGCUUUCAGUCCUUACUUUGCCGGUUCAUACCUUGUAAGGAAUAAGGAAGAGGGAUGGAGGUCUCUUGGCGGGCUUCUGCUUGCCUUUACUGGAGUUGAAGCCCUGUUCGCAGAUCUUGGAGCUUUCAGCAAGAGAGCAAUUCAGCUUUCCUGGCUUUGCUUGGCAUAUCCUUGUCUCCUCUUGGCUUAUAUCGGCCAGGCUGCUUUUAUCUCUCAGGAUGCGACUGGGACGGCUUAUACAAACCCUUUUUUCAAUACUGUGCCUCCGGGAAGCUUUUACUUCAGUCUUGUGAUUGCUAUCCUUGCAGCUAUUGUUGCAAGUCAAGCGAUGAUUACAGGGGCUUUUCAACUGUUGACUCAAGUCAUGAAUCUGUCCUACUUCCCACAUAUCAAGGUUGUUCACGUAUCAAAGCACUUCCACGGUCAAGUGUACAUCCCGCUUGCCAAUUGGCUUUUUAUGAUCGGAACCGUCAUCGUCACAGCUGUCUACAGCAACACCACUCGACUUGGUAAUGCUUAUGGUGUAUGUGUCAUUUUCGUCACAUUCAUCACCACCUGCUUGGUAUCUUUGGUGGCCAUCAUAAUCUGGCGUAUCAACAUCUUCAUCGUCAUAUUCUUCUUCCUAGUAUUCGCCUGUCUCGAUGGUGUAUAUCUCAGCUCUGCCCUUACCAAAGUACCAACUGGAGCGUGGUUCACUUUGCUUCUUGCCGCUAUCCUCUCCUUCGUCUUCGUCCUCUGGCGUUUCGGCAAAGAAUCCCAAUGGAAAUCCGAAGCAACCGAUCGGUUCCAACCCUCCGAACUCCUAACCACAACUGCUUCCGGAGAAGUCCAACUAACCUCUUCCUUUGGCGGCUCAACCAUCACCUCCGUCAACGGAGUCGGCAUCUUCUUCGACAAAGUAGGCAACAUGGUCCCCAUCGUCUUCACGCAAUUCGUCCGAAAAUUCUCUGCCCGUCCCAACAUCAUCGUAUUUUUCCACAUGAGACCACUCUCUGUGCCCUCCAUCCCAGAAAGCGAACGAUACGUCAUCCAACGUACUUCCAUCCCCGGCUGCUACCGCAUGACUGCCAGACACGGCUACACAGACCCGAUCGUAACUCCCGACCUAGGAAGAGUCAUAGUCGAACACCUCACCCUGUUCAUCACCCGCGACCACACAUCCUCCAACUCCUCCGCCAGCUCCGUCGAGCACUCACCCGCCGUGCAAUCGGAACUCGAGGUCAUAACCAAAGCCGCAGAAGCGCAGAUGGUGUACAUAAUGGGCAAAGAACAAAUGAAGAUUAAGCAGGGCACUAAUCUUUUGAGGAGGGGCUUGUUGUGGUUAUUUUUGUGGAUUAGAGAGAACAGCAGGACGAAGAUGGCGGAUAUGAAUAUUCCGUUUGAUUCUUUGGUCGAGGUGGGGUUUGUUAAGGAGAUUUGAGGAGGAGGGGAGGGGAGGAGGGUGAGGGAGGAACAUCAUGCCGCACGAAGACUGAUGGUUUUGGGUAGUUAUAAUGAGCAGGAAUAAUGAUAUACCCCC
This is a messenger RNA of Mollisia scopiformis, 2532 nucleotides long. Its product is annotated as putative potassium transporter 5. The transcript is spliced from 9 exons. Lineage: Eukaryota; Fungi; Ascomycota; Leotiomycetes; Helotiales; Mollisiaceae. Gene Ontology annotation, biological process: potassium ion transmembrane transport. The record is from RefSeq and is a predicted model, not a curated record. Bases 136 to 2433 code for a protein of 765 amino acids. Gene Ontology annotation, cellular component: membrane. Gene Ontology annotation, molecular function: potassium ion transmembrane transporter activity.